Pecten maximus is the source of this 2943-nucleotide messenger RNA. RefSeq lists its product as uncharacterized. Gene Ontology annotation, molecular function: protein binding. The record is from RefSeq and is a predicted model, not a curated record. NCBI's taxonomy places the organism in Eukaryota, Metazoa, Mollusca, Bivalvia, Pectinida, Pectinidae.
UCAAAAAAUCAGGAAGCAAUUCACGCAGAAAUAAGGGAACAUCUGAAGGAGCAUACUGAAUUAGGGAAAUUCGCAUCCGAGCACGUGCAAAGAAUUUUUCUCGUGAAUUCCCUCGAAUUACAGCAAGAAGUAAGAGAAGAGAUUUGGCAAUCUACCGUGACGGCAGCUACUCGAGAUCACCAAUGGCGACAAGAAGUUCCCGCGAGAUGGCUAGCUCUAGAACGAGAACUCCUUCGCUAUAGGGCCAAUGGUCACAAAAUCAUGACGUUUGGAAAUGUUUGUUUAGUUGCAAAAGAAAUGGCGGUCCCUAUACAGGAGGAGGAACAAGUAAAGGAAUGUCUAAGGCUCUUGCACCGGAAGAAAGCUUUACUGAUAUGCAAUCAACUAUUGUCUCUGAAAUCAGACGAUCCGAUAGUCCUGAAUACAAGAUGGCUGAUCAGUCGUCUAGUCGAGCUGUUGGCAGUCCAACAGCCAUUUGUGUCGCCUGAUUUUAUGGAAUGUUUCCUGGAAGGUGACUCUAAAACGGAAACACCAAGAAACAAGAAAAUGUUCAUGGCAACUAUUGUUCAGUUAUCCUUGGUCGCUGAACCUCUUCCAGAAAAGACGAAAAACAAACCUGGUCACUACAUUCUGCCGUGUAUGCUUCCUCCAGUAAAUAAUCAGCUCAUCACAUCGAUUCUGAGUCAGAGGAAGAAAUGUUCAACCUUGUGUUUCGUUUCCAACGAUCACUUUAUUCCAUCUGCAAUACGUGACAGGCUGUUGACGAUUUGCAUCAACAGGUUUGAAGUGCUAUCCGAUCUGAACUCUCGGGAGAUGUUGCUGUAUAGACAUAAUGGGUGUUUUAUAAUGAACCCCGGUGUAUACCUAUCACUGCAGUGCAGCAAAUCUAGAAUGAAACUGACUUUGUUUUCAUGUACGGAUUCUCAAAUACAUGCCGGGAUCGGCAACGUCAUUAGGGAAACCGUGGUAAACUUGUUUGGCGAUCGCACGAAAUAUGAUUGUCGUCUUCUAUAUGACGAUGUUUCAUGUGAGAUCUUAGUCCCUGAGGACGGAGUUAUCAGACAGAAUACUGAUCCAUUUCACCAAAAUCUGCCAGAGGACGUGGCCAUAUGGUUUGGACAAUCCCAACAGAUGCCAGACAUCCCUUCGAUAGGUAACAGUUUGGACCCUCUGCAAGAUCUUGAACUUAAUCCAAAACGGCUGAGUCAUGUAGCAAAACAUAUUUGGAAUAGCUAUGCCGUGGUGUUUGCCGCCCUUGGAGUAGAGACCUCCGUUGUCGAACAGGAAAGAUGGCAGCACAAACAUCUUGACUUCCGCUCACAACUUACGAAAAUACUUCUACGCUGGCGAGCAUUGAAGAAAGAUGCUGCUUCUCUUCAAAUGAUUGUCGCAGCUAUGAAAUUGAACAACAUUCCAUACGAGGAAAUGCUUCUAGACCCUAUCUUGGCUGGCGAGACGACAACGACAAUGACAAAACUUAAAGAUAUGGGUGCGUCUGUCAUUCCGGAUAUGGAUCUAUCCAGUUCCCCUUCUAGAGAUGACCUGGAAGUGAUAGCCAGAAUUGUUGGUUCUAGUUUUCUUGUGUUCUUCCUGGAACUCGACGUAGAUUAUCGUGAUAUCAAAAAGGCAAUGGAACUCCAUCGACGGCAGAGCGAGAAGGUUUUAACGAUGUAUCUCCUGGAAGUUUGGGGUCAAAGGUUAGGAAGUAAGGCGACUUUCUAUUGUGUAGUGCGUGCCAUGGAGGAAACCAACUUGGAUACGUCACAGCUGAAACAUAUCAAUCCACGCAGUAGUCAUUGUUGAUGUUAGCGUGACACACAACAUGUAUGAUAGACCAAUGUUUUAUAGUGAACUGUAUGUGAAAAUAUUUCAUUCCCCUAUCAGUAUAUAUAUUUAUAUAUAUAUAGUGGAAAAUAUAAACUCAACACGACAACUGCUGUGUUUCGCUAACUUUGUCAGGUCAGACGGUCAUCUUAAGGCGAGUCAUUUUUUAACGUCUCGGUUACCACAUUAUGACGUCACAUGCAAUAUAGUAACACCAGGGGAGAUAACGACACUUAUCAAAGUGUUGUUACAUUAAUUUGUUAAAUGUUUAGUGUCUGUUGAAAAAGUAGACAUUUAAAACAAAUCAAUUUGCAUUCAAUUUCGGUUUAAAUAUUUUCACAAACAUUUCUUCCUUGAAAUGUCUUUUAGUGAUGCAAGUAUCCACCAUUUUGUAAAAGGGAUAUAAACAGAAUAUCCCUUUGCCACAAUUGUCUCGGUGUUCACUAAGUGGAAUUUUGUGUGUUCCCGGGGUACGUUUUCCCAUUUUUCAAAACAAGAUAUUUCCCUACAUAUAUAUAUAAUUACAGGUCCCACGCCUCGUAUCUUCGCACUUGGAUAAUUCCAAAUCUUUUCACUUUUUAUGUUGUUAUGUGUUUAUCCAUGGUUCAUAGGAGUUGCCAGGGCUGUGGAGCCCUUGGUUCAACCCCGAUCAAUAGUGUGUCCUCACGCAGGAGGGCUUGCUCACUGCACAUCAUUAAGUUUAAGCUCUAAGCAUGAACACUGCUAUGCUAUCGCUUACUGAACAGCAUAAUUAUUAAUAGAAAUUGAAAUAAUUGAGACCAAAGGCUGAAAUAAACAUCAAUAAAUCAAAUUUUAUACAGGAAGAACGAACACAAAGCUCUAUCAAUUUUAACAUAAUCAAGGAGGAGUAACUUUUAAAAAAAUAGUAGAGUAUGGUUAACUGGAAAAUAAUUAAUUAUUAUUGUUGAUAAGCAAAAGUUUGAUUUAGCGUUAAUUUAACGUUAAUAUUUAUCAGAAUUUGAAUGCAAACGGACCAGGUGAUCUGAUAUCCGUUUACAAAAUAAUACUGUUGAGUUUUAUGUCUUAAAAUGAUUAUUUUUUAAAUCAAUAUAUACACCAGAUUUAUUUAUGGAUUUUCAUUGAUUCUAUUUAUUUAUU